AUGGCGGGCGGUGAUUCACCAGAGAGCUCUCUUGUCAGUCAAGCUAACAAGAGAAUCCAGGAGUAUCAUGCUGAAGGAGAGAGAAUCAACGAGGCUGUGAAGGUGGGCAGAGUCAUCUUUGAUACCUUCAACCAGAUCAGUGAGAGAAGUGGUGGACUUGAGAAGAGCAUCUGGGCUUCUGAAAACCACGUCUACUCUCUUUCUGAGCCUGUCCUCAACCAAGGCAAAAACAAAACACCAACAGCCAACAAGGAGAAGGAGAAGGGCAACGAGCAGACUCCGUUGAAGAACAAAACUACCACAAAACAGCAACCAAAGGCCGGUUCUAACAAGCCAAAGAUGGAGAAGAAGACUGACUCUGUUGCCGUCAAUUUUGACGAUACCGAGGCCUUCAUCGGAGCCCUUGAGAAGAUUCGUUUGGGCGGCAAGGUCCUGAAAACUGGUCAAGUCACCAAGUCUACCCCUGUUGAGGACAAGGGGAACCACAAUCCUGCUGAUACUCCAAAGCCCGCGGUCGAAGAUGUCAAAUGCCCACCAACCGAGGAGAAGACCAUCACUCCUGUUGAGGAAGAAGAUCGCGAGCAUAUGGUCACUUUUAAGACCUGGGGAACUCCGGCCGAGCGUCCCACGUCCACUGCUGCACCGCGUCGUAUCAUCCUGACUGGUAUCCCAGUUUCCCUCCGUGGCCAGUCUCGCAUCCUCUCCCUAGUCCACGGGGGGAGAGUCGAGUCGAUUGCUGUACAUCCGGCUAGCCAGGCUGCUGAAAUCCGCUUCUGUGACGCCGCUGACUGCAAGGCGUUCUAUGACAAGCACCCUAACGGGAUCGAUGUUGACCACAACGGCAGCCGUGGAACAGUGUUUGUAGAUAUCGGCAAGGACGUCGAUAUUGUCAGCUCCCGUUUGGUCGAAUGUUUGGAUAUCGGUGCAACUCGUGUUGUGCGUGCUAUUGGAGCUCCUCUGGACGUCAGCAUUGCUCAGCUUGUCGAGCUUAUUGACUCAAAGAAAUGGCAGCUCGAGAAGAUCAUUGACUCCUAUGAAGCGUCAGCCAAAAUUCGCACUGUCGUGUUUCGAUUCUGCUCCAUCGACUCUGCCGUACGCUUCCGCUCGUGCCUCAUCCGCAUGGACAACUGGGACCAGGCUAAUGUUCAGUUCGGUACUGACCCAUGCGAAGCUGCCACUGGUAUCCACUGGGACUAG
Molecule: messenger RNA, 1197 nt
Organism: Microsporum canis CBS 113480
Lineage: Eukaryota; Fungi; Ascomycota; Eurotiomycetes; Onygenales; Arthrodermataceae
Exons: 6
Coding region: 1-1197 (398 amino acids)
Source: RefSeq, a predicted model, not a curated record